Messenger RNA from Rhagoletis zephyria (snowberry fruit fly), 504 nucleotides. Lineage: Eukaryota; Metazoa; Arthropoda; Insecta; Diptera; Tephritidae. The record is from RefSeq and is a predicted model, not a curated record.
CGCUUCAAGGACAUCUUUGCAGAGAUCUAUGAGCAGGGCUACCGCGAAAAGUUCGACAAGCUGGGCAUCUGGUACGAGCACCGGCUGAUUGACGACAUGGUCGCCCAGGCGCUCAAGUCAAAUGGCGGCUUUGUGUGGGCCUGCAAGAACUACGACGGCGACGUCCAGUCGGACAUUGUCGCCCAGGGCUACGGCUCUCUCGGUCUGAUGACCUCGGUGCUGGUCUGCCCGGACGGGAAGACCAUCAUUGCGAGCAUCUUCGCGUGGACGCGCGGUCUGGAGCACCGGGCGAAGCUGGACGACAACCGAGAGCUGCUGAAGUUCGUGAGGACGCUGGAGAAGAGCUGCGUCGAGGCGGUGGACGACGGACAGAUGACCAAGGACCUCGCCGGCGCCAUUCACGGACUCAAAAACGUCAAGGAGGGCGACUACCUCAACACGAUGGACUUUAUGGACGCCAUUGUGGAGAAGCUGGAGGCGAAGCUGGAGAAGCAGGCAGAGUAA